GGGCUUCGAGGUCGCGCAGACGGCGCUCCGCGGAGCGCGGGCCGCUGUGCCAAGCCGCUGCCCGGGCGGCCGGAAGGAAGGCUCCGACCCGCGCUCCUUACCCUGCCGGCUGUGGAAACUCCGCAAGAGAGAACCGCCCUUCUGAGACCGCGAGCAGAGAAGAGAUUCGGGAGUGCUGCUGGCCUGCUCGCGGCUAGCUGCGCGAGUCCCUGCUGCUCCGCGUGGAGACCCGUGCCUGGAGUUGGAGGCCCCUUGAGAGUGGAGGUCUCCUGGCCGCCAGGGCCGAGCCUGCUGCGUGGUGUCUGGUCUGCGCGGCCGAGCGCAUUUAAAGAUUACCACUUUGAGUACACGGAGUGCGACAGCAGCGGCUCCAGGUGGAGGGUUGCCAUCCCCAACUCUGCCGUGGACUGCUCCGGCCUGCCUGACCCCGUGAGAGGAAAGGAGUGCACCUUCUCCUGCUCCUCCGGGGAGUACCUGGAGAUGCGGAACCAGGUGUGCAGCAAGUGCGCCGAGGGCUCCUACUCCCUGGGCAGCGGCAUCAAGUUUGACGAGUGGGACGAGCUGCCGGCGGGGUUCUCCAACGUGGCGACCUUCAUGGACACGGUGGUGGGGCCCUCGGACAGCAGGCCUGGCAGCUGCAGCAA
Messenger RNA from Chinchilla lanigera (long-tailed chinchilla), 644 nucleotides. Its product is annotated as UPF0577 protein KIAA1324-like homolog. NCBI's taxonomy places the organism in Eukaryota, Metazoa, Chordata, Mammalia, Rodentia, Chinchillidae. The record is from RefSeq and is a predicted model, not a curated record. Gene Ontology annotation, biological process: positive regulation of BMP signaling pathway.